Messenger RNA from Eimeria tenella, 2991 nucleotides. RefSeq names its product 4-hydroxy-3-methylbut-2-en-1-yl diphosphate synthase, putative. Lineage: Eukaryota; Apicomplexa; Conoidasida; Eucoccidiorida; Eimeriidae. The record is from RefSeq and is a predicted model, not a curated record. Gene Ontology annotation, molecular function: 4-hydroxy-3-methylbut-2-en-1-yl diphosphate synthase activity (ferredoxin). The transcript has 11 exons. Gene Ontology annotation, biological process: isopentenyl diphosphate biosynthetic process, methylerythritol phosphate pathway; terpenoid biosynthetic process. The coding region runs from base 1 to 2991 and encodes 996 amino acids.
AUGACCAACUCCGACACAAGAGACGUGGAAGGCACAGUGCAGCAGGUGCUGCGCUGCGCUGCAGCAGGAGCGGAUUUGGUGCGGCUGACAGUGCAGGGGGCGAAGGAGGCAGCAGCAAGUGCUGCUAUUGUUAGCCGACUAAGAGAACUGGGGUGCUGGGUGCCGCUGGUCGCAGACAUUCACUUCCAGCCGCGAGUUGCUUCUCUUUGCGUUUCUGUCUUCGACAAAAUUCGAAUUAAUCCUGGAAACUUCGUGGAUGGCCGGAAGGUGUGGGAAGAAGCAGCAGCAGCAAACCCAGCAGCAGCAAAAAGAGAAGCACAAAAGGAAAUUGUUAUUCCCCACAGUCCGUCCAACAAUGCUUCUCAGCAACACGCACAGGCGCAGACGCCCCAGGGUCCAGAAGCAGCAGCAGCAGCAGCUGCAGCAGCUGCUGCUGCUGCAGAGGCCGCAGGGGGAAGCAGCUUGUCGCUUUCUGCUGCGAGUUUGGGGCCUCUGCUGGGCCCCUGGGGCUGCUCCGAAGGCCUCUUUGAGCUGCUGCCAAUGGCAGAAAGAAAUAAAUUCAAAGAAGGAAAUGAAAAGAUCCGGGAGAAGUUUAUUCCGUUGGUGUUGGAGUGUCUGGAGAGCCGGCGGGCGUUGCGGAUCGGGGUGAACCACGGCUCGCUCUCCGCACGCAUGCUCCGCGCCUUCGGAGAUACUCCUUUAGGAUUAGUUUUAUCUGCUUUUGAGUUUGGAGACAUUUGCAUUCAAAACAACUUCUUCAACUUUCUCUUUUCUCUCAAAAGCAGCAGCACUUUUGUCAUGCAGCAAACUUACAAACUCAUGGCAGCUCUUAUGAGCAGCAGAAAUUCUCUCUUUCCCCUUCACUUGGGAGUUACAGAGGCGGGAGAAGGGGAAGACGGGCGUUUGAAGUCUGCUGCUGGGAUCGGCUGUCUCCUCCAAGACGGGAUCGGAGACACCAUAAGAGUGUCUUUGACAGAAGACCCUUGGGCUGAGUUGCCAGUCUGCAGAUAUCUCAGAAAGCUGCAGAACUACAAGCUGCAGCAGCAGCAGCAGCAGCAGCAGCAGCAGCAGCAGGGGCAGCGGGGGCGGGAGCAGCAGCAGCGGGAGCAGCUGCGGGAGGGGCGCGGCGCCGAUGCGGCUGCGGGGCGUUUUGCUGCUGUGGAUGCUGCUGCAGCAGCGGACCCAGCAACAGCAGCAGCAGCGCAAAUAGCAGCAGCAGCAGAUGCAGCAGCAGACGCAGCAGCAGCAGCAGCAGACGCCAUUCCACCUUUUAAGGAAACCUUCCGCGACUUCGCCUCCAUCACGCGGCGAAAGCUGCGGCUCAUUCCCCCAGCAGCAGCACCAGCAGCAGCAGCAGCAGCACCGGCUGCAGCAGCAGCAAAAUCAGCUGCAGCUGCAGCAGCAGCAGCACCUGCUGCUUCUAUUCUGCACCGCGAUGGCUCAGUGGUGGUGGCAGUAAGCCCUCAGGAUCUGGUGGACUCUAGCUGUCUGUACACCUCACUAGGGCUGCGGCUCGUCAAAGGCCUUCCUUUCAAAACGCAAAUGAGCGCUGAUGGAAUUUAUUUGGAGACUCUUUUCUUUCCCCAGCAGCAGCAGCAGCAGCGGCUGCAGCUGCUGCAGCAGCUGCGGGCGCGGCAGACGGUUAAGGAGCUGCUGCAUGCGGGGGUUAGCGUGUGGGCCCCAGCAGCAGAUAUUCAGCAGGUGCAGAUGGCGCAGGAGCAGCUGCAGCAGCAGCAGCAGCAGCUGCAGCAGCAGCUGCAGCAGCUGCGGCAGCAGCAGCAGCAGCUGCAGCAACUGCGGCAGCAGCAGCAGCCGCCGCACCAGCAGCAGCAGGAGCAGCAGCAGCUGGAGCAAUACCAGCAGCAGCUGGAGCAGCAGGAGCAGCAGCUGCAGCAGCAGCAGCAGCAGCAGCUGGAAGCUGCUUCUUUGUACUGGCCAGGCCUUGUUGCUGUGCAGAGACUCAGCGAUGCUGCUGCUGUGGGGCCCCACAUCUCAGGGGCCUAUUUAAAAGAGACAGCAGCAGCAGCAUUUGUUGCUGAUGGCACGGAGACACUUCAGGAAAUGGAAGCAGUCGUCAACAGACCCAAUGCUCUGUGUCUCCUCAUUAAGCCAAAGCAUGCAGCAGCAAAUGGAGUAGCAGCAGCAAGAAGGAUUUAUCAACUCUUAAGAGAAGCAGAAUUCAAUCUUUUCAAAAGGGCCCAAGGGGGCCCCCCGGGGGCCCCCGUAGGGGGCCCCCUAGGGGCCCCAGAAGGGGCCCCAGAAGGGGCCCCCCAGGGGGCCCCCAUAGUAGAGGGUGUGGGGGCCCCCCAGGGGGCCCCUCAGGGGCCCCCUGGGGGGCCCCUUGGGGGGCCCCUGGGGGGGCCCCCUGAGGGGCCCUUUGAGGGGCCCCCUGGGGGUUCUUUGCCAAUUUUGCUGUGGCUAGAGGGGCCCCCCAAAGAGCUGCAAGGAAAUGGAAAGGAGAAAAAUGAGAAAGAAGGAAAUGAAGAAGUGUCUCCGUCUGAUGCUCUGUCUCUGUUUUGGGGGUGGAAUGUGGGGCCUUUGCUGCUGGAGGGUCUGAGCGAGGGCCUGCUGCUGCAGCCGCAGCAGCAGCCGCAGCAGCAGCAGCAGCAGCAGCAGCAGCAAAUGUCAAUUCUUGAAAGGACACAAAAGGGCCUCGGGCUGCUGCAGGCCUGCCGCCUCCGCAGCAGCAAAACAGAAUUUAUUUCCUGUCCUUCUUGUGGCCGCACUUUGUUUGAUAUUCAACAAGUAGCAGCGGAAAUCAAAAAGCAUUUGGGCCAUUUGCCCGGAGUUAAAAUUGCUGUCAUGGGGUGUAUAGUCAACGGCAUUGGAGAAAUGGGAGACGCAGACUUCGGAUAUGUUGGAGGGGCUCCUGGACUCGUGGAUUUGUAUGUGGGCAAACGGCUGGCGCGGCGGGGCGUGAAGAGCGCGGAGGCGUGCGAGGCGUUGAUAGAGUUGAUAAAGAAGGAAGGGAGGUGGAAAGAAAAGGAAUAA